AUGUCAUUUUUCGUUUUUAAUUCUCAUGUUUGGAUAUUUGGUCUAAUUGUUGAUAUUUUAAGUUUCCCUUUAAAAGAAACAAAUAAAAUUAACAGAUUCCACGCCAGUAAAUCGAGAAAUUAAGCUAAAAUGUCAAUUUUAGCCUACAAUGGAGGUGCAGUAGUUGCCAUGAAAGGUCAAGAUUGUGUUGCUAUAGCUACUGAUAAACGAUAUGGUAUACAAGCUCAGACUGUCUCUACCAACUUUCCGAAAGUCUAUCAAAUGGGCCCAACCCUGUUUGUUGGCCUUCCUGGUCUUGCUACUGAUACACAGACAGUGUUCCAAAGGCUGAAAUUCAGAAUGAAUUUGUACGAAUUAAAAGAGAAUAGAAUAAUGAGGCCAAAGACUUUCUCUGCAAUGCUUUCUAACUUGUUAUAUGAAAAGCGAUUUGGACCAUACUUCAUUGAGCCUGUUAUCGCAGGCUUGGACCCAUAUGAUAACCAGCCCUAUGUCUGUAAUAUGGAUUUGAUUGGUUGUCCAAAUGAACCUGAAGAUUUUGUGGUGUCAGGAACUUGUUCCGAACAGUUGUAUGGUAUGUGUGAAGCACUGUGGGAGCCCAACCUCAAGCCGGAUGAACUAUUUGAAACAAUCUCACAGGCUUUAGUUAACGCGGCGGAUCGUGACGCCAUCUCCGGUUGGGGUGCAAUCGUAUACAUCAUCGAGAAGGAUAAAAUCACUGAAAAACAUGUAAAGACGAGAAUGGAUUAGUUAUUAACUUGUACAUCUCUUAAAUUUUUUAAUAAAUGUAUUUAAAUUU
Parnassius mnemosyne (clouded apollo) is the source of this 796-nucleotide messenger RNA. The record is from the annotation of a GenBank genome assembly. Lineage: Eukaryota; Metazoa; Arthropoda; Insecta; Lepidoptera; Papilionidae.